Dipodomys ordii (Ord's kangaroo rat) is the source of this 1204-nucleotide messenger RNA. RefSeq names its product chemokine (C-C motif) ligand 22 (gene Ccl22). Lineage: Eukaryota; Metazoa; Chordata; Mammalia; Rodentia; Heteromyidae. Gene Ontology annotation, cellular component: extracellular region. The coding region runs from base 10 to 288 and encodes 92 amino acids. Gene Ontology annotation, molecular function: chemokine activity; CCR chemokine receptor binding. The record is from RefSeq and is a predicted model, not a curated record. Gene Ontology annotation, biological process: chemokine-mediated signaling pathway; lymphocyte chemotaxis; G protein-coupled receptor signaling pathway. The transcript is spliced from 3 exons.
CCUGUGAGCAUGGCCAGCCUGCAAGCCCCACUCCUGGCAGCCCUGCUCCUGCUUUUCAUGGUGUUUCAAGCAAGUGAUUCAGCCCCUUAUGGCACCAACGUGGAGGACAGUGUCUGCUGCCGUGACUACAUCCGCCGCGCCCUGCCCCUGUCUGUGAUAAGUCGUGUCUACUGGACCUCGGACUCCUGCCACAGGCCCGGUGUCGUCUUGGAAACCAUCAGAGGCCUGGAAAUCUGUGCCAAUCCCAGAAUGCCUUGGGUGAAGAAGCUACUCCGGAAGUUGGGCUAAGGACCUGGGGCUCUGAUGACCUUAGCCUUGGCUGUUCCAGGAAGGCUCACCGUGGCGUGCCCUGCCUCUCUGCCACUCCAGCAUCUACCAAGCUUCUUUGCAUUCCUCCACUUCCACCCUUGCAUCUGGCACCUCCAGCCAGGCCUCCCACCCACAACCUCUCCUUUCCAACCUCCUCAUCCCUCUUCUGCCCCAGUGUAGCCAGAGGGGGACAGAGACCAGCCCAUUUCUUCCCUGGCAAGGUCACAGCUCUGCCUGGUCCCCUGCCCCCUGUCUCCCUCCCCUAACCACCCGGUCCCACUCUCCAAGCCCAUGCCAACCAUUUCCAGUGUGGAUCUCUCCCGGGAGGUUGCUGGUACCCAGAAUGCAUCUCCCACUGCCUGCUGUGUCCAGCUGCCCCACCCUCCACCGCUCUGCUGGGCCCAAACAGGCACCAGCAAGUUUCACUUCCCAGACUUGCCUGGCCAGCUGGCCCUCUGCUUGCUCUUGACAGACCUGACCGCAGUCUGCUCAUAAUUCCUGGGGUGCAGGGCUUGUCUUCCAGCCUCACUGGGUGAAUGGAAAACUUCCUGCCUCCCUUGUCCUCACUGCUCCUUGACUUCUGGACUCCAGCACUGAUCCCGGCUCAGAAUCCCGCCUCAGAAGGGGUCUUCAGACUGAAUAGGUGAAAGUAACUUCUCCCCACUCUCCACAAACACCAAUUACCUGGAACACAGACAGCCCAUCCUUCUAGUCAGCUGGGUCAUCAUCUUAUUUCAACCUCACAUUGGGUCUUUUUGCUUGUUCUUCUAUUAGACUUUUAGUGUUCUUCCAGGUCCCAACACUUAGACCUGUCAAGCUUGCCCCCUUCCAAUUCCCUUGUUUCCUUCCUUCAAUAGCUGAAAAGCAAAUUCUUUUUUAUUUUAUUUAUUUUUAU